Macrosteles quadrilineatus (aster leafhopper) is the source of this 3873-nucleotide messenger RNA. Its product is annotated as low-density lipoprotein receptor-related protein 12-like. The record is from RefSeq and is a predicted model, not a curated record. NCBI's taxonomy places the organism in Eukaryota, Metazoa, Arthropoda, Insecta, Hemiptera, Cicadellidae. The coding region runs from base 294 to 1775 and encodes 493 amino acids. The transcript has 11 exons. Gene Ontology annotation, molecular function: protein binding. Gene Ontology annotation, cellular component: plasma membrane.
UGGAGAUGGAUGGAUGAAGAUGAAACUAUGAUGGGCAUGGAUUGUUAAAUAUUUCUUGACCACUGACCAGUCGUUUAGAACUAAUAAUUUUCAAUUCUAUUGAUGUCUUCUACUUUACUCAUAGUUAUCAGAUAAUAAAGUAUUAAAUUAAUAUUAAUGAACGAACAACAUGUCUGCAGUAUUGUGCCCCAAUGGUGAAUCAAGAUAGCCCAAUUCUAGCUUAAACAGUAUUUCUCAAGAAUGUAACUCAAGAUUUCAAGAGUUUUUGUAUAGGGCCCACUACAUUGUUGAUCAUGUUUUCCUUUAAGGAAGCAAUUUUAUUUACAUCAUCAUUAUUUGUGUUGGUGAUUGUUACUUCGUGUUUCUGUGACACUCAGCUGUAUGUUCCUCCUAACGGGGUCAUCUACAGUCCCAGGUACCCUCGGCCGUAUGAAAACGACACUAACUGUAUGUGGCACAUCCGGUCCAGGGAACCCAUGGCCACCAUCAUGCUCAGUGUUGAAGACCUUGAUAUAGAAUCAGAUGAGUCUGAGGUUUGCGGCUUCCCCAAGAACCGACCUUGCUGUAAACACAACUGGCUGUCCCUACCUCUGUCUGGGACUGGAAAGGUAAAGACACAGCAAGUGUGUGGUCACCAAUUUGUAUCCAAGCCUAUCCUUGUGAGGGCUCCUGAGGUAGCUGUCAAACUCCACAUCUCACGAGUGGACAAGGGUGGCAAAGGGUUCCGACUGUCCUACAAACUGUUGAAGCCACAAGACUGUCUACAGCCUGGUAUGGUGCCGUGUGGUCCUCGCGCAGCUGACGGUUGCUAUCACAACGCAACACAGCAUUGCGACGGUGACACGCAGUGUGUGACAGGUCGCGAUGAGGCUGACUGUGACACUUGCUACACACGGAGACAGCGAUGCGAUGGCAAACCUGACUGUCAGGACUACUCGGACGAGGUUGGCUGCGGUUUCUGCGAGAAAGGCAAGGUGCGAUGUUCAGCCUCUGGUCACCAUUGUUUCCAUCCUGUGUUGGAGAGAUGCAACGGACGUUUUGACUGUCCUUGGGGUGAAGACGAAGUUGGAUGUGUUCCAGGAUGCAAGGACAAGAUAGCAUGUUCGGGCGGGGAGGGCUGCUACAGCCCCUCGCAGAGGUGUGAUUCCCUCAGUGAUUGCUUGGACGGCUCAGACGAGGCGUUGUGUCCACCACAGCUGUGUGCGACUAUGCGCGACCAUCGUCAGUGUCACAACGGACACUGUCUGCCUGUCGCGUUGUGGUGCGACGGUGUGGACGACUGUGGUGACAACAGCGACGAGCAGACCUGCCUCAAGAACUCCGUGAUCGCACUUGCCAUAAUGGGCUCGCUGUUCUGUGGCCUGUUGCUAGUCAUAGCUGUAGGAUGUGCGUUCAGGUUCUAUGGACAUCGAUACUCAUCUUCUUCUUCCAACUAUCACCUUCACAUAUCUCCGCACCUUGCGUCUCGACUCAGGAUGACGUCGUCUGUCUCAAUGCCCACACUGAUGGCGGAUGAGUUGUUCCACCGAGAGCCUCCACCAGCUUACUCUGUGGCUGUAGGUGAGAGUGAGGUGAGUGUAUUGCCAGUACCAGCCACGAGGCCCCGUCGUCUGCGUCGUACCAGGCUACGUCCUGUACCACCACCACAGGUGGUGGUUAAACCGCCCGACUCCCCCAUACCAGGUGAAGCGUCUUCUUCUCAAAGCUCCCCGAGUCGUGACAGUUCUUCUUCUUAUCUCUCAGGCACAGACGACACCUUGCUGCUUAGCUCGUAGCACAAACAUUGUGUAGUUUAAUUGAGUUAACUGUAAGUCAACUUUGCCAACUUGUCUUUAGUUAAGGUUUAAAUUGUCCUAUGAAAUAAUAUUAUGUAACCUGUUUGAGCUAACCAAUUGCCCCAAUAAGCUUUUCUAGGUUUAAAUGUGAACAGUGUUAUUUAUGAAAUUUUGCCCCAGUUAUUUAAUAUUCAAUAGAACCUUAUAUAGUUGCAUUGUUUAUUUUAUAUCCUGAAAACAAAUUCUGCUACUGAGAUGUAAGAGCCCCACAUAUUGAAUGUGGCUAUUAUGUAAUUGGGAUAAUCUAGUUGUGUAAUUUAUUAUAAGUUUCAUAGGGCAGAGGAUGUAGCUUUUUGCAGCAUCAGUCCUUCAAAUAGAAUAAUAAAUUUAAACUAUUGUAUGUAAUGCAAGUUUGAUAUGAUGACUGCACAUCCUGAUUGGUUUACACACAAUAGUCUCAAAUUAUAUUGAAAAUUGUAACUUAAAAUGUAUUUAUUCUUCCUUAUCUCACCACUGCAACUCGCAAAAAAAUAUCAAGAUGGGUUCAUCUUUUUAACAUGUUUUAUAAUAUCAUGGUUACUACUACAGUAUAAACCCCAAAAAAUAUUCCCUUGUUUAAUUCAUGUGCUCAAUAUAUUAAACCAAACUGAAUCUCAAACAUUCUGUAUUAUAUUGAUAUGCUAAAUAUAUUUUUCUUAACUGUAUUAAAAUUUCUUGUGUGAAAUUCCCUUGUCUGGAACUCUAUUCAAAAUCACUAGUUUUCCUAGGAAGGCCUGAUAUUUGUUAGGUUUAGUUGUACACAUAGCAGUUGAAUAAUAAUACUGCAGGACUUUUGGAACUGUGACAAAAUAGUGUAAUUUUAUUCAAUUAGGGUUCUUUGAUUUGUUAUCAGGUUUAUUAUUGUGCUGUGGGUGUUAAUCUUUGCUAUCAGCUUUGUUUCUCUUUCCUGUCUUAUUCUAUACUUUGUUUUGUAUUCCUUACCACACAUCAUAAUAUUCACAAAUUUAAUUAGAACAUGAAAUAACAGUUUUAGGUCAUAUAUGCUUAGCUCUUAGUUAAACACAUUAUCUAAGUUGAAUACAAAGGAUAUUAAAUUGCCAUACAAUUAAUACUUGAUGUCUAAUCUAUGAAUUUGUUCCAAGCACAUGCGGUUUUAGGAAGUUAGUCAACUACUUCACUUACAAAUUAGUAUUAAUUAACAAAAGAACUACGCUCAAAGUCAACGUAAAAUGUAUUGGAUUGUGUUGUACAUGCAUAAUUAUAUUGUGAUUUGUAAAUGUGUUCUGUUUCAAGUUCAAGUGUGAACAUAUCUUCUCAGUGACUUUAAGCCUUUAAAUUUCAAAGCUUAAUAGCUACAGUAGUGAGUUGUGACAUUGAAAUACAUAUUAUUACAGGUAUUCCCCAUUACAAUCUGAAGUUAAAAAUGAUAAUAACAUCUUUCUAACAUUCAGUUGGGUUUAGAGCUUAAACCAUUGAGAACUAAUAAGACACCUAAUGUGGCCCUCCAAGAAAUUCCUAACUAAAAUAUGUUAAACAUUAAUAUUUUAAAAAGUUUUACUGGUAAAAUAUUUUUUUUCUGCAUGACUUCUGUGUGGGUUGUUCAUUAUGUGUAUGCGUGUUUUCAGUAAGUAUUUAUAAAAGACUUCAUUCCAUGCUGGAAUAUUAUUUGGUCAAAUGUGUGUUGUUUAUGACUAAUUCUCAGUGGUGUAUUUUUACUGAUGUUUCUGUCCUCUUGUCGCUUCAGUCUGUGUUACUUUCUCUUCUAAAUGUUAUUCAGUAUUUAUUGCUGCAGAUUCUCAGAGCAUGAAAAUAACCAAACUGUAGUAUUUUGUGUUAGUUACAAUCAAAAAACUAGCAAAGUAAAACCAAAGAGUGAUUUACUUAACCAUUGUACAUAUGAUGUGUAUUAUAGUAAACUGUUGUGUUAGUGUGUAUAUAAUAAACCCCUUAGCUUUAAGGUGUAGUCUUAGUAAAAACUUCUUGUAAAUUGUGAUAUGUUAAAUAUCAGUCUUUGUUGCCUAUGGAUUAUUAUUUUAUAGAAACCAGACCAUUUCAUAUUAAUCUGUGAUUUAUUCAUUAAAUAAUUUUAUUUAUGGUA